Pipra filicauda (Wire-tailed manakin) is the source of this 4668-nucleotide messenger RNA. It is a transcript of the gene KCNS1, whose product is annotated as potassium voltage-gated channel modifier subfamily S member 1. The record is from RefSeq and is a predicted model, not a curated record. Gene Ontology annotation, biological process: regulation of delayed rectifier potassium channel activity; potassium ion transmembrane transport; protein homooligomerization. Lineage: Eukaryota; Metazoa; Chordata; Aves; Passeriformes; Pipridae. Gene Ontology annotation, cellular component: membrane; voltage-gated potassium channel complex. Gene Ontology annotation, molecular function: delayed rectifier potassium channel activity; protein binding. The transcript has 4 exons. The coding region runs from base 1237 to 2661 and encodes 474 amino acids.
CCGGGGCGCGGCGAGGACCGUGAGAUCGGUAACACGGGGACCGGGGCACCGGCAUCCCGGGAACCGGCGUGCCAGCAUCCCCGGGCAUCGCAGGGAUCGGCACCCUGGGGCGCGGCGGGGACCCGGGGCACCGGCAUACCGGGGUGAGAGGGCACCUGGAGCAGCGGCACGCAGGGAUGAGCGGGGAAGCGAGGCACUGACAUCCCGGGGUAAGCGGGGAGCCGCCGUGCCAACACCCACAUCCCGGGAUGCUGCUGGGACCCAGGGCGCAGGGACACUCCACGUCCCUCUGCGGACGGGUGUAGGGGAGCCCGUCUCCCCGGAGCUGCAUCUCUCCCUCCCCACGGAACGGAGCGUGGUGCGGGAUUCCCUCCGGAGAGCUGUGCACCCGCUGCGUGAGACCUGGGAGCGGAGGCUGGCACAGGGCAGGGAUCAUCUGCAGCCGGCGCUGGGCUGCCCGCUGGCAGCAGACAGCCGAGCUGUUGGUAAUCACCCCCUCCUGCACCCUGAGGAGAGUGGGGAGUCCCCCCGUCAUUUCCAUCCCCAGCCCUGGGCAUUUUGGUGGCCUCUCAUCGUACAGCAGCAGCUUACGCUCUGCCUGCAGGGAGCAGCCAGCAGUGGGAAUCCCCUUUCCAUCCUCCCCACUGCCCGCCUGGCAAACCCCCCACCGCUCAAGGCUUGGUCUUGAGCAUAUUCAGGCUGAUGCGUGCAGGGACGCUCAGAGACGGGGACGGGGCUCUGCAGGGGCAAUUUUGGAUGACCCAGCGCAUAGGGACACCACCCUGCAGGAGUUGGGAGGUCACCCAGCCCCAGCGCCCCCUCAGGUACCCAGCAGGGGACCCCCGGCCCCACCCCGGCCCCAUGGACAUCCCGCACAGGAUCUCCUCAGUGGUUUACAGCCACCACCCUGGCACACCUGGGACGUGCAGAGUCACAAGCCCGGGCUGACAAGGCAUUUAGGUCUGGGCUACAGGGCAAAGGAUAAAGGAUUCCUCCUCCUCUACGAAUUUCUAAUGAUUCCUCUGAGACGAGCCACACGACUCCCUGCUGGGAAGCCUCACUGAGCUGGAUGCUCUUUGGGGGAUAAAUUCUCUCUUCAGUGACUAAUUACCUGUUUGAACAAGGAGAGCCCCAUGGAGGAGGUGCCGGAGGUGCAGUAAACUGCCUUCUUUAGGCAUUAACGACCUGCAAAGGGAGAAACUUUAAGAGGUGGAACCAGCUCCUGCUCUGCUGAUCAUGGUCAACAAGACCUUAAGUUACUGGGGUCCCAGUUUUGAGGAGGACGUUAUCAACAUCAACGUGGGGGGUCUGAGGAGGCGGCUCAGCUCCAGUGCCCUCUCCAAGUUCCCCGACACGCGCCUGGGGCGCCUGCUGUCCUGCGACUCGGAGGAGUCCAUCCUGCAGCUCUGCGAUGACUACGACGUGAGCGCCAGGGAGUUCUACUUCGACAGAAACCCCGGCUUCUUCCUCUAUGUCCUCCACUUCUACCAGACGGGGAAGCUGCACGUCAUGGAGGAGCUGUGCGUCUUCUCCUUCUGCCAGGAGAUCGAGUACUGGGGCAUCAACGAGUUCUUCCUGGACUCCUGCUGCAGCUACCGCUACCACGAGCGCAAGCUGGAGAGCCGGCACCACAACUGGGAUGAGGAGAGCGAGGUCAGCAGCGUGGACACGUCCCCCGAUGAGAUCUCUGACAUCAACCACGACCUGCUGCGGUACAGCACCCUGCGCUGCGGCAACGCGCGCAAGCGGCUCUGGCUCACCAUGGAGAACCCCGGCUACUCCAUCCCCAGCAAACUCUUCAGCUUCGUGUCCAUCAGCGUGGUGCUGGUUUCCAUAGCCACCAUGUGCAUCCACAGCAUGCCCGAGUACCAGGAGGUGGACGAGAAUGGCAAUGUGCUCGAUGAGCCCAUUCUGCACAAGCUGGAGUAUUUCUGCAUCUCCUGGUUCACCUUCGAAGUGUCUUCCCGCCUCCUGCUCUCCCCCAACCCCAGGAAGUUCUUCAAGCACCCGCUGAACCUGAUUGACAUUGUCUCGGUGCUGCCCUUCUACUUCACCCUCCUGGUGGACGUGACCAUGGGCAGUGACUCAGAGCUGGGCAAUCUGGGCAAGGUCGUGCAGGUCUUCCGUCUCAUGAGGAUAUUCCGAGUGCUGAAGCUGGCUCGGCACUCCACUGGACUGAGGUCACUGGGGGCCACCUUGAAGCACAGCUACCGGGAGGUGGGGAUCCUGCUGCUCUACCUGGCCGUGGGGGUCUCUGUCUUCUCUGGAGUGGCCUACACUGCCGAGAAGGAGGAAGACGUUGGCUUCGACACCAUCCCAGCGUGCUGGUGGUGGGGCACGGUCAGCAUGACCACCGUGGGCUACGGCGACGUGGUGCCCGUCACGGUGGCGGGGAAGCUGGCUGCCUCGGGCUGCAUCCUGGGGGGCAUCCUGGUCGUGGCACUGCCCAUCACCAUCAUCUUCAACAAGUUCUCUCACUUCUACCGCAAGCAGAAGGCGCUGGAGGCGGCCGUGAGGAACAGCGGGAAGAAGGACCACGAGGAGGUGGAGAGCAUCUCCAGCCGCGACCGAGAGGACUCGGAGGCCCUGAGCGAGACCUCCCUGGACAGAGGCAGCCCCGACCGCCGUGGUCUGACCCCCGGUGCCCACCCCAGCCCCUGAGCCACCGCUCCGUGGCGCUGGGGCCCGCAGGACCUGCUUGCUCACGGCGAGCACGGCACGGCUGCUGCACUGGGACACGGCAGAGGAGCCGGGCUCUCCCUGUCCUGCACCACAGUUGGCAUUGCCCCGGCCCUGCCAAGGACAGCAGGGGUUGGAGGACAUGCCCAGUGGGUGCUGGCUGCUUCCAGCCCCCGGGAUGCGGUGACUGGGUCUGCCUGGAUGUGUUUUAGCCUUCACCCUGCUCCCCCUGGCUGCAAAUGGAGGCUGUGGUGCUGAACAUACUCCCACCAAAAGGGGAGGGAGAAAAAAGAAAUACAGGUGAGCCCUUACCAGGCACUGCCCCAGCUGGGUAGAGGGGGAUUUCCCUCUGCCAGGAGGUUGUGUGUUGUCCAGGGUGAGGCUAAAUAGCUCGAGGGUGAGGCAGCCCCUGACCAAGUUGGCUGCCCUUGCAGGUCCUCUGCCAGGUCAGCAUCAACUCCAGCCCCAGCCUUGUCCUACCCCCUGCUGGAAACAGCCUCAAAAGGCUCAACUGGCCCCCCAGCCAUAAAGGAAAGGGGGCUGGAAGUGAGUCUGUAUAAGGGGAGAGGUGGUGUCAGCUCAGGGUGAAUCCCACUGUCCUCAGUCCCUGCAGUGGGGUUGACUGGACUUCACCUUCCUUCCAGCUGGGGCUUAUCUGCUCGCCUGCACUGCCACUGCUGGGAUCCCCGGGGAUCUGGGGCUGGGGCAUGGCACAGCCAGGAGCACUGCCCAUGCAGGGGGGCACCAGCCAGGGAUGACCAGGCCAAAGGGACGUUGUCCUCUGAGGCAGGAGCAGAGGAAGGGGAUCAAGCUGGGGGAACUGAGGAGCCAUCCCCAGUGGGGCUCUCCCCACAAGCCCUUCCCUCCACGGCACUCCUAUGCCAUGGGAGCCCAGGGCCUGCAGCAGGCCAUGGUGGGGUAGGAGACACAACCAAAGCCAGCUGGGUUUGGCACACAGCCUGUUCCCCCUCACCACAGCCCCAGCCUAGCUUCGUUCUGCCUCUUCCCUCCUUGCCUCAGGGCCAGGCAGGGGCAGGAGGGCUGUAAGGAGUGGGGGGGUCACACUGCCCUGGGUGUCCUCGCUGUCCCCCAGGGAGCUCAGCUCCCCGGGGGAUGAUGCACUCACCUUCCCUCUGCCCGGAGGGGGCACCCCCAUGUCCGUGGGACAGAGGAGACCUUGCACUGCUCCUCGGUGACCAAGCACCUCACAGCCGGGCAGGGAGGUCCACCUGGAGCAUCAGACUGCCCUCCUGCCUGGACCCCCAGCCCACCUGAGCACAUUCAGGGCUGCUCCCAGCACAGCAUUAAUUCCCUAUGGAGUUUUUCCUUGCCCCCAUGGUUCUCUGUUUGGAAACUGUGCAGCUCCGUUGUGCACAGGGGAACACACCCAGCAACGCCUGUUCUGAGUAGGGGAAAUGUGCAUCCUGCAAUCCCCAAAUCAGCUCAAAACCACGUUGGUGGCUGCAGGAUGACCCCAGGUACCUGGGUCACGGGGUUUGCUGCUGGCUGUCCUGGCUGGGUGUCGGCACAGCCGCAGCUGCCGGUGCUGGAUCUGCUGAUCACGGGCGAGAAAAGCCAAACCAACGCCAGUGCAGGUCCAGCCUUUCUGAACCCCAGUGGGACUCGGAGAGGGUCCCCAAGGACCUGUGGUGUGGGAUCAGAGGGUGUUCACGCUUCUGGCAUCAUCAAGUCUUCCAGUAUCGAUGGUUUGUGGUCUGCUCUGCGCUCAGUCCUGCUCUGAGCUGGGACUGGGGAGCGGCUCCGUCCGCUCCGACCGGCUCCUGCUGCACUGUUACUUGAAAAAAGGAAGGAGUUUCCCCUUCUCACCAUAAAUAUUCCAGUAGCAAAAUGUAUUAAAAUGUGAAGAGUAAAUUACAUCUAUUAAUGAAAAAGCAUUAUGCAAAUAAUUAGGAGCAUGUAAAUUAAUUUUAUAUCUAUGCAUGGGAUGCAUACUGUAUAUUUUAUUAAAGACCUCAGUGACCUGCUGUG